Penicillium paradoxum is the source of this 2013-nucleotide messenger RNA. Its product is annotated as transcriptional regulator family: C2H2 zinc finger and Fungal Specific TF. Gene Ontology annotation, cellular component: chromatin. Bases 1 to 2013 code for a protein of 670 amino acids. Gene Ontology annotation, biological process: regulation of transcription by RNA polymerase II; DNA-templated transcription. NCBI's taxonomy places the organism in Eukaryota, Fungi, Ascomycota, Eurotiomycetes, Eurotiales, Aspergillaceae. The record is from RefSeq and is a predicted model, not a curated record. The transcript has 4 exons. Gene Ontology annotation, molecular function: RNA polymerase II cis-regulatory region sequence-specific DNA binding; DNA-binding transcription factor activity, RNA polymerase II-specific; zinc ion binding.
AUGAGCCCUUCAUCACCACAAAAUAUCCAAGGUCCAAGUUCAACCUCACCGGACACACGUACAUCACCUUUCUUAUUGGAUCGAAAUGAGACAAGCCACACUACUGAAAGCGCGGGACUGCCUACCGCAGAUCACACCGCACAAGAUCAGACUAAUGCCUCGCCUGAUAUUAUGGUAAUAUCAGACGACUCUGAAAACGAUGAGAACCGCCCGCCAUCGCAAAUAAGAUCACCUGCAGCUGAUCGUGCUACAAAUUCGCGUGCGCGAGUUUCAACUUCCGGAGCUCGUUCUCGUGCCCUUGCCCCCACUGCCCUUGCUGUGCCUGCGGGGGCCACCCCUUCCAAGCCAGCCCGCCAGGCGAAGUCUGCGCUACCGAAAUUCCGGCGCGUAGACGAGCGAUUCUUGCUUCCUACGCACUGUUACAAUAUUAUGAUCAAUGCCUCGAUAUAUGAGUCAUUGAAAUCAUAUCUUGUGGCCUUGGGACAUACAGAAGAUGCAACUUUUCCAUGGCUGAGAGUCAUCAACGACUUCGUCCACUUAUACUUUGAACACUUUGAUCAUGACUAUCCUGUGAUCCAUCCUUAUGCUCUAGAAUUCGGACACGACAAAGCCUCGUGGAUGGUGCUACUGGCAGUGAUCACUGUUGGAAGUCAAUAUAGCGCUUUCAGCAAUGCGAGUCAAUUUUCAACACACUUUGGGGAGAUAUUGUCUCAAGCAAUAGCACAAAACCAACCCCAAUCGCCCGAAUCAACAACAUUGUCCUAUGUGCAAAGCGUAUUUCUCAAUGAUGUGUUCUUGAUGUUUGGCGGGUCUCAAAAAGCGCAGUUGAAGCUGCAGUAUGAGCGAAAUGUACUGGUCACAUUGGCUCGUGUUUUGAAGGCCGACCCAUGCAUUAGAACCAGGACGUCGCAAGUUCCAAGACAGUGGAAAUCCUGGCUUGCCAGGGAAUCGCGCAUUCGUCUAAUUCAUUGCAUAUUUCAACUUGAGUGUUUCCAGCUCAUUCUAUUCGAUCGUCAGCCAAUAUUUGCGCAGCAUGAACUUCCCGAGGAGCUCCCCUGUCGGCAAUCGCUAUGGUGCCGCAGGAAUGCCGACAAUUUUGUCCACAUGCACCAGAAUAGCCAAAAUACUCCAAACUCUCCAUCCACCCAAAUCGAUGUAAGGAAAGCCAAUGAAACCAUGGCAGCGUUGGAUGCUUUUCGUCGAAAUCUCUUCAUGUUGUCGCUUUACAGCGAGGAGAGAUUGUUUCUUGACAAUAUGUCAUAUUCUUCAAUUUGGAAAUCAAGUCUAGGCUAUCCAGCCACUGGUGCACCAGCUCAGGAGCAAUGGGCGCAUCCAUCGUUGACUCCCUCGGGUCUGCGUGCAACGAUGUUUCGUUCGAUGGAUGAGAUAUUUGCGAUCAUCCCCACAUCAGCUAAACCAGACUACAUUGCCGCUAGAGAUGUCAUCCACCACGUGUUAUGCCUGCUACGGCAAGUGUCGCUUCAGACACUGGAGUCAUUCUCAGGGUGGCAAGGCAAUGAUGCCCAAGACGACGCGUCAAUACGCAGCCUGAAACAUUGGAUGGAAAACAAUGCAUCCAAUGCCAGAAAAUGUUUGUGGCAUGCUAUAUGUGUUUUCAGCACAUUGAAAUCUAAGCAGAAGUUUGCUUGUCACGAUCCGCUAUGUUUCUUGAUGGCUUUCUUCUAUAUAUGGGCGUUCGAUACAUUUGUGGUCGCUCCUGAAAUCGAAAAGCCGGAUGCUUCGACUAAGGAGAUUCGGUUGUUGGACACCCGAGAGAUUUCAAUUUGGAUCGCCGAAGGCCCUAACACCCAACUUAAUCUAGUUGGGGUCGGUAUUCUGAACGGCAAAGCAAGCUCGUUCCGUCUGCUAACGGAGGUUUGCUUGAUCUUCUCAAAAAAGAAGUCUUGGCCGGUUCUUUGUCGAGGCCUGGCGUCUGCAGUUGAUCAGCUUCUACAGAAACAGAAGUUCCCUAAUGAAGCUGCCCCAGAAGACAACAACAAUCCACAGUCUUGA